AUGAAGUGGCUAUUAACUGGGCUAAUCAUAGCCCUGACGGUGUCGGAAGCCGUGGGCUCCAGAGACUGGUUCAGCAAAGCUGUAUACAAUAAAUGGCAUGAGACUGAGCUUGAACGCUGGCUUUCGGACCAUGAUGUUCCAUACCCUACUCCUGCAGAUCGCAAGGACCUAGAAGAAUUAGUGAAAAAUAAUUGGGAGACGUAUGUUUCUGCACCGGCUUCUAAGACAGUAGAAGAUGUCACCGACUCGCUCAAUGACGCCAAAGAAUGGAUAUUUGACUCAUGGAGUGAUUCUCAAUUGAAAGCCUUUUUGGAUCGCCAUGGGAUCCCAUGUCCCCAACCCAAGAAAAGGGAUACACUUCUAUCAACUGCCCGCCGCAACUAUGAAUCUAUCGCUCAAAAGCUUGGACAAUCGGUCAAUUACCCAGGAAACUGGUUAUAUGAGCACUGGUCAGAGUCUGAGUUAAAGGAGUACCUCGAUAGUCAUGGCUACACUGUCCCUCAGCCAACAACCCGCGAUAAGCUCAUUGCCGCCGUGCGCCGUAACUCGCGGCGUGCAGGCAUAGAAGGCCAGAAGUCUGCCGCAGCUGCUUCUGCGUCGAUGGCAGCCGCACAAGAAACUCUUGCUGAGGCACUGUUCAACGCCUGGUCGGAGUCCGAUUUUAAGAAAUUCUUCGACGAACAUGGCAUCAAAGUGCCUCAGGGUUCCAAAAGAAAUGAAAUGUUAGCUUUGGCACGCAAGAACCGUCGCGCUCUCCUGGAGAAACCAGCUGCUACAAUGGCUGAUGCCUAUGGAGCUGCUACUUCCAAGGCUGGAAAUGAAUUCGCCCGAGCCACGGAUGAUGCACAACUGAAGAUGGACGAUGCCUUCAACAAGGUUAUCAAUGGAUGGUCUGAUACUCGUCUGAAGGCCUAUCUAGAUGCCCGUGGUAUCCCUGUACCACAGAGUGAUAAGAGGGAUGAACUCUUAGCGAAGGUACGGCUUCAUGGACACAAGGCUGCCUCCGGAUAUACCGCCUGGACUUUUGACACCUGGAACAAAGAGAACCUCGGGAAAUACUUGUCAUCUCAGCAUAAAAAGGCUCUUGAAGGUGUCGAAUAUACCCGUGAUGAGCUCUUAAAGCAGGCUCAAGAUGCAUACAACCGUGCCUCAAAGACUGGUGGACCCGACUUUACUUCUAUUACAAAUUAUCUUGCUCAAAGUACCAAUUCCAUGAAGGACAUCAACUUCAAUACAUGGUCAAAGGAUGAUAUUGAAAAGUUCCUUUCCUCUUAUGGGAUCAAGCCAACUCGCGGCUUAAGUAUUGAGGAACUAAGAAAGCAAGCAAAGGAUAACGCUGAUUACUUCCGCUAUGGAGUAACCAAGCAGGAAGCCUCUAUCUUCUCCCGACUCCAGGGCCUCGGCCAAUGGGCUUGGGAUCAAUUGAAAAUUGGGGCUCUCAGCGGCCGGGCAGAGGGGCAAAAGGCGGCUCAAGAAGUUAAGGAGAAGGCCUCCAAGGCUAGUGAUGAACUUUAA
Molecule: messenger RNA, 1515 nt
Organism: Nannizzia gypsea CBS 118893
Lineage: Eukaryota; Fungi; Ascomycota; Eurotiomycetes; Onygenales; Arthrodermataceae
Exons: 5
Coding region: 1-1515 (504 amino acids)
Source: RefSeq, a predicted model, not a curated record